Messenger RNA from Patiria miniata (bat star), 1678 nucleotides. RefSeq lists its product as uncharacterized. Bases 208 to 1185 code for a protein of 325 amino acids. The record is from RefSeq and is a predicted model, not a curated record. The transcript is spliced from 7 exons. NCBI's taxonomy places the organism in Eukaryota, Metazoa, Echinodermata, Asteroidea, Valvatida, Asterinidae.
AGCGAGCAAGAGGGUUGAUCACAAACUGACCACUAGAGGGCGGCCUUUCAGUAAAUUGGCUGAAAAAGUAAAUUGCGGUGACGCCAUGGUGAUGGUAAACUAGAGAAUCCCAUUUGCAAAUCACUGAACUUUGAAGUCGGACACAAAGAUCUGUGACUGAACGUCCGCUUCAUUGAGGCAUGUCACAAUGUUACUCACGUAACCAACAUGUCGAGAAAACCUGUGAGAAAAGUCCCAGACAGCUUGGAGCUGAUAGAGAGAAUUCUCCAGCGAACAACACUUACGACCCAGAAAGUUGGGCACAAGACCGUCGAAGAUGUUGGUGGUAAGGUAUAUUACGACUUCUUAGACUUCACUCGGAAGGAGAGGGACAAUGCUGUGGAUAACGCAGUCAGAGAAACACAGGAAGCGGCCGAUAGGAGACUCAAGAAACGUCUUGAGGAAGCUCGCAAGAAAGCAGAAGCUGACAAAAAACAAGCGUUGGAAGAAGCCCGAUUGGAAGCAGAACGUACAGCUGCUCGUGUUGCCGAUGCAAGAGAUCAGUUGGAGGCGGAGAGGAUUGCUAAGCUGACGUGGGCGUUCAAGAUCGAGAAGGAAGACGCUUUACAGAAACAGUGGGAGGAAUGUGAGCGUAUCAAGAAGAAAGCCGUGGAAGACGCGAUCGCUGCGACGACGAGGAGACUGCGCAAGGAGUUUGCGCUUGAGAAGGAACUAGCUGUGGCCAAGGCUCUGUCUCUAGCAAGGGAGAAGUUCAAGAAACGAUUGGAGGAAGCAAUUCGAGCCACCAGGGUGGAAUGUGAGCGAAUUGCAGCAGAGGAGGCGGCGAGGGUAGCUAAACUUCACAGAGAGGAAGUCUUGAGACUGGAACAUAUAAUUGAAGACUUACAGCGGCAGAUUUGUGACGAGAUUGAAGCACGAGAGAUGGUACAAAAUGACUUCAAGGCAAUCCAACAAGAUUACCGUCGUUUCCUUGACUACACGGACGGUAAAUACCACUCUGAUUAUCUGAUGCGACUUCGUAAACACGGAAUGCGAUACGACGUGAACUGGGACCGUCGCAGCAGUGAAGACGUGGACAUAUUUCCCCUGCCGACAUUUCUCCACAAUUACACCAGACAAGGCAAGGUUCGAGCCGACGACCCAUCGGCUAAAGUCAACCGGUUUGUUGCGGUUCAUUCCAGAUGACAGGUAUUCGUACCAGUUUAUUCUAGUUUGCUCACAUAAAAACUACAUGUGAGUCAACCGGUUUGUGGCGGUUCAUUCCAGAUGACAGGUACUCUUACCAGUUUAUUCUAGUUUGCUCACAUAAAUACUACAUGUGAGUCAACCGGUUUGUUGCGGUUCAUUCCAGAUGACAGGUACUCGUACCAGUUUAUUCUAGUUUGCUCGUAUAAAAACUACAUGUGAGUCAACCGGUUUGUGGCGGUUCAUUCCAGAUGACAGGUACUCCUAUGAGAUCGCAUAUAAUGUGACAGGCCCUUAAGCACAAUACAAGAGAGCAACGAUAUUUGUACGUAUUACCUGAGAUGAGAUCCUUACCUUUAUUUUGGUGCAGUGAUAGAGUAUAUGCAAAGGCUUUAUAUGUACAAGUAUGCAAAAAAUAUUAAGUGUUGAACAAUUUUGUAGAAUAUUUACCUUUUACGAAAAGACAAGGACGAAGAGUCAUGUGAAUGUUUUA